Messenger RNA from Ascochyta rabiei, 651 nucleotides. Its product is annotated as ADP-ribose diphosphatase. Lineage: Eukaryota; Fungi; Ascomycota; Dothideomycetes; Pleosporales; Didymellaceae. The record is from RefSeq and is a predicted model, not a curated record. Gene Ontology annotation, biological process: nucleoside phosphate metabolic process; ribose phosphate metabolic process. The coding region runs from base 1 to 651 and encodes 216 amino acids. Gene Ontology annotation, cellular component: nucleus. Gene Ontology annotation, molecular function: ADP-ribose diphosphatase activity. The transcript has a single exon.
AUGGCCAGCAAAAGCAAAGCCCGCGUGACUGCAUUUACGGACCUCUCCUCCUCAGACGCCAAAUGGGUCAAGCUGCAAAAAAUCGACUACAUCGACGCCAAAGGCACGUCGCGAGUAUGGGAAGUCGCGACGCGCAAGACGCGCGGCAAAGCGGGUGUCGACGCCGUUGCCAUGGGCAACAUCAUCUACCACCCAUCCAAGCCGCCGUCUACGAUCGUAGUCCUGCAGUUCCGGCCGCCCGUGGAGGCCACGACGGUCGAGUGGCCCGCGGGCCUCAUCGACGCGAAUGAGCAGCCAGAGGAAGCCGCUGUACGCGAGCUGUACGAAGAGACGGGGUACCGCGGCAAAGUAGUGAGCACGAGUCCCGCGGUGGCAGCGGAUCCAGGCAUGACGAAUGCGAACAUGUGUCUUUGCAUGAUGGAGGUGCAUUUGAAGGAGGGUGAGCCGGAGCCGGAGCAGCAUUUGGACGAAGGAGAGGAUAUUCUGAGGGUGAAUGUACCGUUGGCGGAGCUCUAUGAGAAGCUGGAGGGGUGGGCGAAGGAGGGGUACGUAAUUGCAGCCAAGUUGUAUCAUUGGGCUGCUGGCGUGCAGUACGCGAUGGAUCAUCCCGAGCUGUUCAAGAAGCUGGAUCAGCCGGGCGCUGGUGCCUGA